Messenger RNA from Engraulis encrasicolus (European anchovy), 7139 nucleotides. It is a transcript of the gene ppp1r37, whose product is annotated as protein phosphatase 1, regulatory subunit 37. The transcript has 13 exons. The coding region runs from base 1588 to 5892 and encodes 1434 amino acids. Gene Ontology annotation, cellular component: plasma membrane; lamellipodium. The record is from RefSeq and is a predicted model, not a curated record. Gene Ontology annotation, molecular function: protein binding. Gene Ontology annotation, biological process: regulation of Arp2/3 complex-mediated actin nucleation; cell migration. Lineage: Eukaryota; Metazoa; Chordata; Actinopteri; Clupeiformes; Engraulidae.
UUCGUCAAACCGUAAACUUUGAGCAACCGAGUAUUCCCACGCAUUAUAUAAAUACUCUGAAUGCUCUGGAUAUUAAAGUAUGGAUGUUUUCAUUUCCGUGACUGCUUGGUAAUUUGUAUUAUUGUUACAUUUUGAAGCGAAAGUGUUUUGCCAUAUCAGCAAGCAACCAACGUUAUAGAGAUGACGUAUGAACGUAUGGACAACAAACAGUAGUUGGACUUGGAGACAGAGCAAGGUGGAACAAUCCCUGAGCAUUCCUGUGCGGAGUUUCUAACGGCGGCUGACAAACGCGACAGUAUUUUAUGAGCGCGGUUUACAGUACAACAAUACGCGAUUGCAUGGUGGUGGUUAAACCAGGAGUUUGGAUUUGUCCUGGCAGGCAUAAGCGUCAGCUAACGUUAGCACCACUGAAACAUGCCGUGGACUAUGACGCCUGUUUUUCUUUUUGCCUGACCGAGGGUAAUGAUGCGAAACGCUAUGGUGAGAUGCCGUGCGAUUUUUAAUUUGUUUAAUCUUUAACCAGAUGAUGGCAUGGUGUGAACCCACGGUAUUUUAUGUGGCAGCGCGCGCCGUGACACUGGCCUAAAUGUUAGCGCGUGUACUUUUAUCCAGCUAGGUAGGUGUAAAUGAGACGUUCUUGGCGCAAGCUAAUGCUAACUGACAUUAUCUAACGUAAUGGAAGCACCGUGAACCACUUUUACACUAGAUGCUGGAUAUAGCCUUUUCUUACCCAAAAUAUGUAUGAGCGAUGAUGCACCUGAAACGACAACUUAUUGUCUAUUAAAACAGUGUCUUUGGAAGCAGAACUAUUGGCGGACAUAGAGCAGCACAGCUGGGACUUCUACUGUUUAUGCCCAGAUAUCAGCCCCUCAAUUAGCUAGCAAGCUAAGCUAGCUCAUGAUAGGCUUCCAACAUAAAUCCUAGUUAGUUCUAGUGGGAAAACAAACGUGUCAGCAAAGUAGCCUGCUGGACAAGUUUUGGAACCUUAGCUGAAACAGUAAACUGCAGUCACUUUCUUCUUAAUUCGUUGUCUCAAGUCUGAAUCCUGCAUCUCAAAUGUUUCAAUAGAGGAUGACAUACAGCUAGAGUUGUGAACCAAACUAGUUUGUUGACAAAUAUCUCUACACAACCUAAUCCAAUAUGCUGUCAGGUCAUAUGUCAGAAUUUCCAUUUGAAUGUCAUUCACCGUUUGGCACAGGUAGUGUGAUGACUUCAAUGAGUUAAUAGCCUCACUUGGCUGAUUAUUGUCAAAUAAUAUAAAUGUUAACUUGACAUUUCACAUCAUUGUCAAAUUUGCACAACUGAAGCAAAUAACGCACUUCGAGGAACGCUGCAAUUUUCUCGAGCAGUUGUGGUAAUUGGGCGUGCAAAGCAACUGUAUUUGUAAAAUAUAACGUGUAGGUGAUGAUUAAACUGAAGUCAUUUGUUUCUUAAUUGUGUGUAGAAAUAUUAGAAAACUUCCUUUCAUUCAGACUUUGCUAAGAAGACAGUUCUGUUGACUAGAAUUAAGGGGCGACUGGAGCAGAGAGGAUCUACUUGUUGCUAAACUCGGUGGUGCGCGUGUGUUCCAUCUCCCGACAUGAGAAGAUGAACAGCGAGGAGCCAGCCUUAGAUUUGUGCAAUGCCAAGAACAGCUCAGGGGAGAGCACAGCCGCAAACCCCUCGGGGGACGAAAUCAUCCCCAGGAACAGUGACUUGCUGAUGGAUGGAGAGGCCGUUAAACAAGUGGUGGACCUGCCAACGCUGGCCAGGCUUUCCGCCUGUCCAGUUGGGGAAAAUGAUGAACCCGAACGGACGAAAGACAAGUCGGAUAGCGUGGAGGUAAAUGUAAACAAGAACAACGGUAUAGCAGUAAGUGCUGCAGCGGUUGGUUCCGACCCAAGUGACUGCUCUGAUGACAACAAGCAUCGCAACAGCAGUGACAUGGUGCCGGAGGCGCCUGUCAUCGGCCUCUCCAUAGGGGUCGGCGUGGAUGUAGGGGACAUGGAUAUCGGUGUGGAUUUAAGUUUAGACGAGACUGGCAUUUUGGAGCCGGAACCACCGGUGCCCAAAUCUGAAAGUGCCUCCGGUGGCACCGGUGUGAACUUAGAGGCGCAGCUGGACACGUCGGAAGCAUCAGAGAAGUCGGCCGAGAUGGGACAGGGGGAUGCUUCUGUAAGCCUGUCCCAAGCAGAGACCCUCUCCUCUCCGACGUCAGAUUUGGGAGAGGAGCAGACACUCAAACCCGGGGCCAAGAGAGUGACGUUUCCUUCUGACGAGGACAUCGUGUCUGGGGCAGUGGAACCCAAAGAUCCCUGGAGACAUGCCCAGAAUGUGACGGUGGAGGAGAUUAUGAAUGCCUACAAGCAGGCCUGCCAGAAGCUCAACUGCAAGCCCAUUCCCAAAGUGCUUAAACAGAUACAGGAGCUGACUCAGCUGAAUCAGAGAAAUGAGUGCCUGGACCUUAAAGGAGAGAAGUUGGACUACAAGGCGUGUGAGUCGCUGGAAGAGAUCUUCAAGAGGGUCCAGUUCAAACUGGUGGACCUGGAACAGACCAACUUGGAUGAGGAUGGGGCGUCGGCGCUGUUCGACAUGAUCGAGUACUACGAGUCGGCCACGCACCUCAACAUCUCCUUCAACAAGCACAUCGGCACACGCGGCUGGCAGGCUGCCGCCCAUAUGAUGCGGAAGACGAGUUCUCUGACCUACCUGGAUGCGAGGAACACGCCCCUGCUGGACCACUCGGCUCCGUUCGUGGCUCGAGCCCUGCGCAUGAGCGGCAGCCUGGCCGUGCUUCACCUGGAGAACGCAGGGCUGUCCGGACGCCCCCUCAUGCUACUAGCCACUGCUCUGAAGAUGAAUAUGAACUUGCGUGAGAUCUACCUGGGCGAUAACAAGCUGAAUGGGCUGCAGGAUUCGGCCCAGCUGGGCAACCUGCUCAAGUUCAACUACAACAUCCAGAUCCUGGACCUGCGCAACAACCACAUCCUGGACUCCGGUCUGGCGUAUCUGUGUGAGGGCCUGAAGGAACAGAGGAAAGGUCUGGUCACCCUGGUGCUGUGGAACAACCAGCUCACUCACAACGGCAUGGGCUACCUCGCUGCUGCUCUGCCGUGUACCCAGAGUCUGGAGACGUUGAACCUGGGUAACAACUCGGUGGGUAACGAGGGGGUCCACAAGCUGAAGGACGGCCUGGUGGCCAACCGCUCCGUACUGCGCCUCGGCCUCGCCUCCACCAAGCUCUCCUGCGAGGGUGCGGUAGCGGUGGCGGAGUUUGUGGCGGAGAGCCCUCGUCUGCUGCGGCUGGACCUGCGUGAGAACGACAUCAAGACGGGCGGCCUCAUGGCCCUCUCCCUGGCCCUCAACAUCAACACCUCCCUGCUCAGACUCGACCUGGACCGGGAACCCAAGAAGGAGACGGUGAAGAGCUUCAUCGAGACGCAGCGCGCCCUGCUGGCGGAGAUCCUGAACGGCUGCAAGCGCAACUUUGUGCUGGCCCGGGACAAGGAGGAGAACGAGCAGAGGAUGCGCCAGUCGGCCUCCAUGGCCGAGAUCUCCACCGAGGACACGCCGCAGCCCUCCGACGAGCAGGAAGGGGACCAGCUGGCUGCCUCGGCCGCGUCCACAACGUCCUCGGCCCCCACCGAGGGCCAAUCGGCAUCGGGAGAGGAAGGAAAGGAGGACGGGAAGACAGAGGGGGCGGGGAAGGGGGAAGGUUUGUCGUCGCAAGCGGCUGCCAUUGCCGUGGUGGGCGAUUCGGACUCGGACACUGAGGAAGAGGAGGAGGAGGAGACUGUGGAGAAGGGGGCAACGGUCACAGGUGCGGCCAUGGUAACGGCAGCGUCCUGUGUAAACACCACCACUGCUGCUGCCGCUGCUUCUGCUUCUGCGCUUUCACAACAGACCAGCCCCACAUUCGCAAGCCCCUCACACAUCCCCAGCCCAGCAGCCAGCCCCACCACCACCACCACCACCACCACCACGGCUGCUGGAGCUACACCCACCACCCCCAUCACACCUCAGUCCCCCAGCCCCAACCCCGCCCUGUCGGGCAUCACAGUCACCGAGGCCCCGGUGUCCCCCGGCACGCCCCCUUCUUCCGGCCGCUGCUUCUCGGUGUCCAGCCCGGGCCGCGGCCACAAGAUCUUCAUGGUGACGCGCGUGGAGAGCCCCCCCGAGCAGCCGCCGCUCCUGGCCCAGCUGCAGGCCUGGCGGGAGCAGGACCGGGCCAAGACCCAGACUCCGAACCAGACCCAGAACCAGACACAGAGCCAAAGUCAAACUCAAACGCAAAGCCAGGGACCACCAGCCCCCCAGACCACCGCCUCCAAAGAAAGCAGCAGCAGCAGCAGCGACACACCGAAGCCUACAGUGACAGCCACAGAGGAACAGAGCCCCGAUGAGGAGACGCCGCAACCCUUGCUAGACCCCCUAGGGGUGGCGAUACUUAGCCCUCCAACACCACCAUCAUCCCAGCCCCAGAAACCGUCUGCACAGCCCCCUGUGGAUACCGCUCUGGGAGUACCAUCCCCCACACAGCUGGGUACGACCACCACAGCAGUAGUAGAAGAACUGAAGGAGAGAGGUGCGGAGACCAAGGAACCAAGCCAGCCUUCUGAAGCACCAGAGACAUUGCCGGGGGAAAGCGCUGCGCUUCAGGUCGGCUCAAACACACACACAAAGGCCCCAUCUGAUGAGGCCAGCACAGACACACUAGCAGAACAGGUCCAGCAACAACCGUCUGGCCAUGAGAGUCUGUCCACAGAGUUGCAAGCUGGAGAUCCGAUCGAAUCUGUGGAGCAGGAGCCGGCGCAGGCCUCUCAAGCGAUCGCCGAGAAGGAAUCUCAAUCAGCUUCUAAACAGCACCUCCAAUCACACCGGCAGGAACAGAAGCAGCAGCCACUGCUACUGCCUGAGCAGUGUGAACUGCCAGUCACAGCAGAAACAACAGCAUCAGGGGUGAGUGCUGAGGCGGAGCUGAUAUCAGGGCUGGAUAGCCCAGCGGCGCCAGACUCCUUCCCAGGCCUCCAGGAGCCAUCUUUGGUCGGAGAGACUGAGACAUUUGGGCAGGGGGUUGCAGAGGAGGAGGUGGAGAAGCUGAUCUCUGAUCAGUCAUGUCCUCCUUCCUCCUGCUCUUCCUCCUCCUCUUCUCCUGCUCCCCCUGCUGUUGCACCUCUCCUACCGGUGGCGUCCGCAGUCUCGUCUGUUUCAGAGUCUGCGGCUCCCACACAGGAGCAACACGUCACCCAGGCAGAGGAGGACCUCACCGCGUUGUCUGCAACAAACACAGACGUGACAACAAAGUUAGACGAGCUCAUGGCGUUCGAAAUGGCAACGACAGACACAGCAAAGGUAGCGGAGCUCGUCCCAGUAGAUAUGCGCACCACAGACACUACCGACAAGGUUGAAGAACUUGUGUCAGUUGCUGUGGCAUCAGCAUCAGACACAGCCCCUGCCGCAGAAGAACUUGAAACGGUUGCUGUGACCGCCACAGCUAGAGCCGCAGAAGACGUCAGACCAGGCGGUCAGACUACCACAGGCACAGAAGAGGAAAUUGUCACGGUUGAUGUGACGACCGCCUCAGACACGUCGUCACAGCAGGCCGAUGAGUCGUCGUCGGGGGACUCUCCGGAUGACGGGAGCUCGACGGACGAGGGGGAGAGCGGCACGACAGAGGAGUCCAGCGGAAGUGGAAGUGGAGGAGGAGGUGGGGGAGGUGGAGGUGGAGGUGGAGGAUGUGGAGGCCUGCCCAACGGACUGAAGCCUGAGUUCGCCCUGCACCUGCUGGAUCCCGAGGGGCCCAAGCCUGGCAGCUGCGUCAUGGAGCACGUGGCUGCAGAGCUUCACUGCGGGCAGGACCUGGAGGAGCUGCUACUGGAGGCCAGCCUUGACGGCGGACGCGAAGCUCCCUAAUGCCGUCACCACGGUAAGGGCCCCGUCACAAUUCAGUUGCUGUAGACCAGCUGGUUAGUGUGUAUCUUUUGGGGCCUGCGUGAGGCCUUGGGCUGUCAAUGCCCUCUGGACCCGCCUCUCUCUCCUCCACCCCCCCACCAUCAUGGACCUAACCCCCAAUCCCCCUAAAACACACAGUGAUUCCCUCACCCACCACCCCCCACACACACAGUGACACCCCCAACCAACCACCCCAGCCCCCACCAUCGUCAUUCCUGCUGUCUCUUCAUCCCCGCUCUCACCGGCCGCUGUCACACACAUGGGAAGUAAACUCGCACGUAAACACACACACACACACACACACACACACAGACAUACAAAUAGUGACCCCUCUGAAAAGACAGAAACUAGCUGUUAUUAGCUAAUAGCAGCACCACAGCUUCUGAAUGGAACUGCCUACGCAAACUGUCAUGGCUCUACUGCCACCCGUACACACACUACAAGCCACAGCCAGAAGAAACAUGGAUGAAAGAAAAAAGGACAAAAAAUUAAAAGAGAAGCCUCAUGGAGGCUGUCACACUACCCCAUUUUGUCUGUCACUACAUUCCCCUUGCUGUUGCGCCUCAUGAGAAGGAUGUGCUGUCGACUAACGUGAUUGGCCAGGAGAGAUCGAGUUUGGAGAUGGUUAUGGGAUAUAUCACUGCUCAAAACCAAAGAGACCCCCCCUCCCCCACACACAUACGUAAAUGCACACACAUGCACAGACGGCUCUGUGUGUCCUGGGACUCAACAGUGACCUCCAGUGGUGAACACGCGUCAUUGCAGUGGGACUUGUCUUCUGUAACAGACAUCCCCUACACAAGCUCACAGAGGCACGACACAACUCUCUCUCUCUCUCUCUCCCUCUCUCUCUCUCUCUCUCUCUCUCUCUCUCUCUCUUUCUCUCAUAUUCCAUCUUCUCUAGGCCAACUACACAAUUCUGCUUCAAGCUCACUGCCCUGGUCCAUGGAACUAGUGUGAGGUGUGAGGUCCAGCGGAUGUGUUUCACAUUAUGUAGCUGUGUGUGUGUCUGUGUGCUUAGUCCCAUGUCGGUCUCCUGAAAAAAGAAUACCGCCAAAGUUUUAGAUAAAGGACGUUCCCAAGCAAUGACAAAAAGGCAAGGCAAAUAGUGCUGGGGAGAAAAGUCUUGAUCAAACUAAAAAAAAACUUGCAACUGGCUUAGCCAGUGUCAGUGAUCUGCCAAAAAAAGACAAAAGAAAAGUGAUGGG